Messenger RNA from Strongylocentrotus purpuratus (purple sea urchin), 2734 nucleotides. RefSeq names its product transcription initiation factor TFIID subunit 6 (gene taf6). Gene Ontology annotation, molecular function: RNA polymerase II general transcription initiation factor activity; protein heterodimerization activity; transcription coactivator activity. The record is from RefSeq and is a predicted model, not a curated record. Gene Ontology annotation, biological process: RNA polymerase II preinitiation complex assembly; transcription initiation at RNA polymerase II promoter. Gene Ontology annotation, cellular component: transcription factor TFIID complex; SLIK (SAGA-like) complex; SAGA complex. The coding region runs from base 148 to 2121 and encodes 657 amino acids. NCBI's taxonomy places the organism in Eukaryota, Metazoa, Echinodermata, Echinoidea, Camarodonta, Strongylocentrotidae. The transcript is spliced from 14 exons.
UAGCCGGUUAGGCUGGUUCAAUAUCAACGGUGUAUUUGUAGUUAAAUUUCAACAUUUUGCAGUGGAUAUCAAUUUCCUGAAGGUCACUGAACAAUGUUAACGACUGUCUUAAAAGUCUUUUAAGAUUUCUAGAUAUCUACCGUGAUCAUGGCUGAAAAGGAGAGAGAGGUCAAGGGUUGCUUGACCCAGGAGUCCAUUAAAGUGAUUGGCGAGUGUGUGGGCGUGUCCUCUCUAAACGAGGAGGCGGGGACUCUGCUUGCUGAUGAUGUCACUUUCAGACUGAAGAUGAUGGUCCAGGAAGCAGCAAAAUUUAUGAAGCAUGCUAAGAGGGUCAAGCUGUCUACCGCAGAUUUUGAUCAUACCCUGAGAGUUCAAAACAUAGAGUCAUUGUACGGCUUUAGCACCGAAGAGCACAUUCCAUUCCGCUUUGCGAGUGGAGGAGGAAGAGAGCUUCACUUUGUGGAGGAGAAGGAAUUAGAUCUCUCCGACAUCAUCAAUUCCUCCAUGCCUAAAAUCCCUCUUGACGUCAGUCUCAAAGCUCAUUGGUUAAGCAUUGAAGGAACACAACCUGCCAUUCCAGAGAAUCCACCACCAGUCGACACUCACACCCAGAAGGUUGAAUCCCAAGACGCUCUGCGCACCAAGAAGCCUACCGCUAAGGCAGAGAAGAAGUCUGGUAAGGGUGAUAUGGGCAAGACUGCAGCUACUCUCCUCGCCAAGGCUAAAGGCCUCACAUCAGAUCCCGUCAAACUCAAGGGUGUACUCGUUCACGAGCUCUCUGUGGAGCAGCAGCUGUACUACAAGGAGAUCACCGAAGCUUGCGUUGGAUCCUCAGAAACAAAGAGAGCUGAAGCACUUCACAGUCUAGCAAGUGACCCUGGUCUGUAUCAGGUGGUACCAAGAUUCAGCAUGUUCAUAGCGGAAGGGGUAAAGGUCAACGUUGUCCAGAACAACCUGGCUAUCCUCAUCUAUCUCAUGCGUAUGGUCAAAGCGCUCAUGGACAACGUUACGCUAUACCUUGAAAAAUAUCUUCACGAGCUGAUACCAGCCGUGAUGACAUGUGUAGUAAGCAGACAGCUGAGCCUUAGACCAGAUGCUGAUAAUCAUUGGGCCCUGAGGGACUUUGCAGCGAGGCUGAUGGCCAGUAUGUGCAGGAAGUUCAGCACAACAACAAACAACAUGCAGGCAAGGAUCUCCAAGACGUUUGAUGAAUCUCUGUCCAAGGAUAAAGCCCCUCUUGCCACUAUCUAUGGGGCAUUGGUUGGUCUAGCUGAGCUGGGUCCAGAGGUGAUGAAGACAUUGGUGAUUCCUAAAGUGAGGAUGUUAGGAGAACGUCUAAGGAUCAUGACAGAGAGUCUGAUCAUCAACAACCCUGAUAAGAUAGCAGCAGACCAUCUCAAGCAACUUGUACAGAAACACUGCGCACCGUACUUGAAGGGAGUGAGAAGCACGCCCGAUGUCCUUCAUGAAUACGAGGAGGAGUUUGGCUAUCUGGGUCCUUUCCUCUUCUCCCACGUCACCAAGUUGCGAUUCCAACCCAGCACGGUUACAACACAGUGCAGCUCUACUCUGACAUCAUCGAGACCUAUGAUCACAAUACCUCAGGGGCGACCUUCCACCAUCAUUACCUCUGGUAGGUCCCUCUCCUCCUCUGGGUUUAGCCCCAAGACUCCCUCCUCCCUGUACUCCCCCACCGGUACCGGUCUGCAGCGUACCUUCUCCUCAUCGGGCUCAGGGUCCACACCAUCUAGCCAAACCAAGAUUGUCCUGGUCUCUGCCACCGGGUCAGGAAGGAGCUCAGCACAAACUAGUCCAGUUCCGAGUGGUUCCUCCACACCUACACCCAGUGUCUUCAAGCUAAACCCCAAGAGUUUCUCCAAGUCUCUCAGCUCUUCUCUCGCGCCUUCUCUGGCAUCGUCUCUCGCAUCUUCACUCUCCUCCAGCCAGACUAUUGUCAUGUCACCCACAGGGACGGUCAAGGCCGAGCGGAAGUCGCCUCCUGCAACGGCCAGUGCUGGAGGAACCAGCAGCACCAAUAUGCUGAUGUCUUUGGCCCAGGCGGCCACGAUGCAGACACCCAUUAGAUCGUCCAGUGGCGAAGACCACACCCAAGGAUCGUAGCAGAGUUGACACUGUACAGACAUGUAAAUGACCAACUGAACAAGAAUGUGCUGGAGGAACCAGCAGCACCAAUAUGUUGAUGUCUUUGGCUCAGGCAGCUACGAUGCAGACACCUAUUAGAUCGUCCAGUGGCGAAGACCACACUCAUAGCAGAGUCGACACUGUACAGACAUGUUAAUGAUGAACUGAGCUAGAAUGUGCCAUUCAGUUUUUGUAUGCUGCUAGUAACAACCGAUGCGUGAGGGAGUAGUAGUACUAAUAUGCCAUCGUAUUGGGCAUGCUACCAUGUCUUUGGUCCAGGCUGAUACGAUGCAGAUGCCCAUGACUGGGCGUUGUGGCGUACUGUACGCCUGUAAUCCAGCUAACAAUGGAAGUUAUAAACUGAUUCAGCCGGGGACGCAGGUUCGAAACUGAGUCACAUCUUUCUGAUGGUGACGUUUAAAGGUUGGUCCCCAGACGGAAACAAUCAAAUCUGAUUGAUACACGUCUGUAAAACCCAAAUACAUACACACCCAUUAGAUUGUCCAGUGGCGAAGUCCACACUCUAGGCUCAUAGUAGCUAUGAAAGUUGUUAGUUAUUUAGAUCCUGAACUGACACAACUGAACAAUUGUA